Manis javanica (Malayan pangolin) is the source of this 1784-nucleotide messenger RNA. It is a transcript of the gene MXRA7, whose product is annotated as matrix remodeling associated 7. The record is from RefSeq and is a predicted model, not a curated record. Lineage: Eukaryota; Metazoa; Chordata; Mammalia; Pholidota; Manidae.
GGUCCCGGCGGGCGGGCACUCGGGCGGCCGCGGCGCGAUGGAGGCGCCGGCGGAGCUGCUGGCCGCGCUGCCCGCGCUGGCCACCGCUCUGGCGCUGCUGCUCGCCUGGCUGCUGGUGCGGCGCGGGGCGGCCGCAAGCCCGGAGCCCUCACGCCCCUCCGAGGCCAGAGGCCCCCCGGAGCCGGCGGCCGCGCCCGAGGGCCCGGGGACCCCGGAGGGCCCGGGGGAGCCCCAGCCCCCGGGGGCGCGCGCGGCGGCGCCGGCGGAGGCGGAGGAGCAGGCCGCCGCGGCGAGGCAGGAAGAGGAGCAGGGUGGCGAGGAGGGCCCACCCCAAGCAGAGCCUGAGGAAGAAGACGGAGGAGAGACAUUCUCCUUUAAAUACAGCCCUGGGAAGCUGCGGGGGAACCAGUACAAGGAGAUGAUGACCAAAGAGGAACUGGAGGAAGAACAGAGGAUUGAGCUGACCUCUGACCUCACUUCCCUCUAGCAAGUUCCUUAGGUCCUGAGCCACAAAUAUUCUUGCAAAUCCUUUUGAACUGAAGAAUAAUGAAGUUAUCCUUAGCCUCCUCCUAAAGGCUUUUCCUUUUGGCAUCUUAAAAGCUUGGGAGAUAAAAUGGAAACCCCCAGAGAGGAGCCCUGCAGGCCCCAGGGCACCUGGCCCCUCGGGCAGCACUGCCCCUUGGCUGGGGGGCCCCAGCGGGCUUCAGCUCCUGGGUGGAGGUGUCUCGCCUUGUUUGUGUAGGUUGCUUUGUUAAGCUGAAGGGUUUUAAGAGUUUGAUCUCACACCCGGGGCUGAUUUUUAUCACUCAUCCCUGCCCUCCACACCCUCACACCGUGACAUCACCAACGACCUCAGCAUUUUAGGUCAGUACAGUGCCAUCCCAGCCCUCCUGCCUUCUCCCUCACUGCCCACCGUGAGAGGCUCUGCAGGGCGGCUGGCAAGUGAGGCAGGGCUGCCAUGCCCACUAGUGGUCAGGGACAGUGGACAGCCCGCCUGUCCCUGGGGUCCACUUCUCUCCUCCCCGCUGGCUGGGUCGCUGUGGGCGAGAGGCACCACAUGUACCCGGGCAGCAGAGAACCAGUGCCGCCUCUUGAUUGACCAUCACCCUUAUUUCUCCUUUAGGGGAGGCUUGUUGCAAAGACACCUUUUCACUGGUUUUUUAACCAGCUCAGCCAUAUCUCCACCUUCACUUUGGCAGAAGCAAUAAUAAUAGUGUUUGCUUAAGAGAUUUCUUGACUAUGACUUUUCCUAGAAGGUUUCAUAGAUGAGUCUGAACUUCACCACAUAAUCAGAUCAGUCCCAGAUUCAUUUCCUGGAGUUUUAUAUUUGACAAUAUUUAUACUAUACCAAACUAAUCUGCAGUUUUUAGAUGUUGGUUAAAACUUUUUUUAAAGCAGUAAGUUUAUAGAAAAUGUUUUUCCAUUUAAUAGAAGGCUGGGAAAUGUCCAGUGUCAACCCCUAGGGGAUGUUUUGUUCCCAGUGACCUUCUCCUCCGGGCCUAAUACCUUAGGUUCGGGGCUUAGGGCAGAGCCAGCGACAGCCGGGCAGAGCCACGAAUAGAUAAAGAGCAGGUGUACUCUCGUGGGCACACAUGGCCCCACACAGCAGUAGUGAUGUCCUUGUCCAGGCUGGGGGUCUUCCCAAUACAAUAAGUAGGUUAGUUAUCUGAGUUGUUUUGGAAACUUUCUGAACAUGGCUUGUAGGCCCCAAGCCUCAUAUACUCCUGAUGGCUUGGAUCUGUAUAUUCAGCCUUUGUUCAGUCCAAUAAACUUUGAGUAGAUGA